Molecule: messenger RNA, 1227 nt
Organism: Asparagus officinalis (garden asparagus)
Lineage: Eukaryota; Viridiplantae; Streptophyta; Magnoliopsida; Asparagales; Asparagaceae
Exons: 1
Coding region: 1-1227 (408 amino acids)
Source: RefSeq, a predicted model, not a curated record
AUGUGGGAUUCCAAUGUGAGGCCUGCUGGAAAAGCCAGGAUAAUCAUUCUGUGGGAUCCAAAUAUCUUUGAUAUUCAUAUUAUAAAUAUGUCAGAUCAACAAAUUUCCUGCUCAAUCAAGUCAAAGGAUGGAAAAUUGGAUUCUGUCAUCUCAGCUAUAUAUGGAUUUAAUCAACUGGAGGCCAGGAAGAGUCUAUGGGAUGAGCUUACUAGUAUCAGUCAAAACAUUGGCAAUAUACCAUGGCUAUUGUGUGGUGAUUUCAAUGCCAUAAUCAGUCCUGAGGAAAAAUUGGGAGGAGUUGCUCCUACUAAAACUGACACAGGUGAUUUCCGUAACUGCAUAGAAGUAUGUGCUCUAAGCCAUCUCAAAACUCAAGGAUGUUUUUUUACAUGGACUAACAAGCAAGAAGCUGAUGCUAGAGUAUGGAGCAGACUGGACAGGGCUCUGAUAAAUGAUGCUUGGGUCAAUAAGUUUACCUCUAGUCAUGUUGAGUUUAUGAUGCCUGGAAUUUCUGAUCACUCCCCAGGUAUAAUUUCAGUGUAUGAGGACACCUUUCAAGGGAAAAAACCCUUCAGAUUUUAUAAAAUGUGGAUAAAUCAUGACAGCUAUAUUCCAACAGUCUCUAAGAUCUGGCACCAAUUCAUUCUAGGUUAUCCCAUGUUCUCUGUUUAUACAAAGCUGAAAUUACUCAGAGGGGCUUUGAAGGAUCUCAAUAAGAAACACUUUUACAAUAUAAGUGAACAAGUGCUUGGAGCAAAAAUUGCUUUAGAGGAGGUUCAGGGAAAUCUUCAAGUAAACCCUCUAAACUGUGAUCUUAUUAGGAAAGAAAAAGAAUGUUAUUCCUUAUAUAACAAACUCCUUGACUGUGAAUUAUCAUUCUACAAGCAAAAAGCCAGGAUUGCAUGGAGUUUGCAAGGGGAUAGAAAUACCAGAUUCUUUCAUUCUUUAGCAAAAUCAAAUAUGCACAAUAACAGAAUUGUGGUGCUAUAUAACAGCAGGGGGGAUAAGCUAACUGAUGGUGAUGCUAUUGUGGAAGAAUUAGUGACAUUCUACAGAAAUCUUUUGGGAACAGCAAGUAGCACUCUUCCAGCUGAUAUGGAUAUAAUCAAAGCUGGCCCUUGUCUCAGUGAUUCUCAAAUCAUUAUGUUAUCUAAUCCAGUCACAAAUGAGGAAAUUAAGACUGCAAUCUUUUCUAUGUCUGAGGAUAAAUCACCAGGAUCUUAUUAG